CAAACUAAUUUUACCUUUAAGAGCGUGUUAUAAAAAAUGACAAGGUUUGCAUUCAAAUUAAACUGGAAAUUUAAAUCAAACUGCUUUAAAUUAAAAUUGCAAUAAUGAAACGCCAUUCAUUAUUUACCGUUUGGAAUUUCUACUUUUAAUGAGACUUAAAUUUGUUUUGUAUUGAUCGUACAAAGUUCUAGUUCUACUGUACGUUUGCAAAUGCAACGAAAGAAACCGGCUCCUUAAGCUGGUUAUUGAUGUUUGCUCCAACCUAAACCAAUAACCUAAAUAAGAGUUUAAAUGUUCCCUGGAUUGACUUUUUCUAGCGGUCGGAAAAUUAACUGUUGUGCACACCAAAGAAGAAUUAUUUGUUAUUUCAUGUCCUGGUAUUGAUUUGAAACUGUCGUUUCUGGUGAAACUUGCUGAUGAUAGGCUGGAUACUGAAGUGCCCGAAAGUUCAUUUCCCAUAAAGUGGGCUUAAAAUGUCGUUAGGUCGGAACACAGCAAAUAAAGAAAGAGAAGCAUUGCGUGAAGCGUUGAACGCGGAACGGAAGGCAAAGUUUUCUGGUGAAGAUACAGAAUAUGGGUGCUGUGGAUAUGCUCUUAUGGGAAUCUCUGUAUUUAUAAUGAUUCUGAUAUUUCCACUAGCAUUAUGUGCUGGUAUCAAGGUGGUUCAGGAAUACGAAAGAGCUGUUAUUUUCCGUCUCGGUCGCCUUGUCAAAGGUGGUGCAAAAGGUCCAGGGAUCUUUUUUAUCAUACCAUGCACUGAUGAAUAUCGUAAAGUGGAUUUGAGAACUGUAUCCUUUGAUGUGCCACCACAGGAGAUCUUGACCAAGGACAGCGUGACAAUAUCAGUAGAUGCUGUGGUUUACUACAGAGUCCAAGAUGCCACCAUGAGCAUUGCAAAUGUGGAGAACGCUGAUGGUGCAACUCGACUGCUGGCACAAACCACACUAAGAAACAUGCUGGGAACAAAGAGUCUGUCCGAGGUCCUUACUGACCGUGAAUAUAUCAGUGCUGGGAUGCAAUCAACACUGGAUGAAGCCACGGACCCGUGGGGCAUAAAAGUGGAACGAGUCGAAAUUAAGGACGUUCGCUUGCCGGUUCAACUACAACGAGCAAUGGCUGCUGAAGCCGAAGCUGCACGAGAGGCAAGGGCAAAGGUAAUUGCGGCAGAAGGUGAAAUGAAUGCUUCCCGCAAGCUAAAGGAAGCUGCUGAUGUAAUGAGUGAGUCUCCUAACUCGAUGCAGCUUCGUUACCUUCAAACCUUAACCUCUAUAAGUGCGGAAAAGAAUUCAACCAUAAUCUUCCCUCUGCCUAUUGACAUGCUGAGCACCAUGAUGAAAAAAUAGGUGUUUUUGUGACAACAUCCGAAAUUAAUUUUCCAAUUGAGACUAACAGUAUUCCGCAUGACUCGUAGCAACGCAUUGUAUAUAUAUUGACAAAUAUAUUUAUUUUAGUGUUAUAACUCCACUACCCUGCGUCUAUAUUACAUUUAACUUAUAUUUUAACCAAAAUAAUAAAAAAUAUGUUCCACGGUUAUUUCACUUUCUUUAACUCCCUUAUCUUUAGUGUGAAUAAUAAUCACGUAUACUGUGUCACCUUCGUUAUUGCACUGUAUCGUAGCAUUUACGUAUAUGAUGAAUAAUGUAAAAAUAAACCACAAAGUUUUAUGUACCGAAA
Messenger RNA from Ciona intestinalis (vase tunicate), 1674 nucleotides. NCBI's taxonomy places the organism in Eukaryota, Metazoa, Chordata, Ascidiacea, Phlebobranchia, Cionidae. The record is from RefSeq and is a predicted model, not a curated record.